This is a messenger RNA of Pichia membranifaciens NRRL Y-2026, 333 nucleotides long. RefSeq lists its product as hypothetical. The record is from RefSeq and is a predicted model, not a curated record. Lineage: Eukaryota; Fungi; Ascomycota; Pichiomycetes; Pichiales; Pichiaceae. The coding region runs from base 1 to 333 and encodes 110 amino acids. The transcript has a single exon.
AUGUCACUCCCGGUGACAAUACCGGACUUGCGCUUUGAGGAGACGUUCAAGGCAAAGCUUAUCAAAAACGCAAUCGAGGAAAACCAGGCAAAGCAUACCACCAAAGAUGGAGAAAUUGACAAGCACAUUUCCACAGGGCUUAUUCUCAAGACGUUGUUUGUGGACCAGAUAGUGAUGCCGUUCAUCCAGAGCUUUUUGCUUUCGUCGCUGCUUUUUUACAUACGGCCGCUGGUCACCGUGUCUGCGAGGAAGGGCCACACGCUUGGCGUUUCGCUGGUGUCCUUCAUCAGAUCGACCGGGAGAACGAUAUUUUUCCUUAAUCCGUCCGAGUGA